Molecule: messenger RNA, 2058 nt
Organism: Strongyloides ratti
Lineage: Eukaryota; Metazoa; Nematoda; Chromadorea; Rhabditida; Strongyloididae
Product: ATP-dependent RNA helicase DDX42
Exons: 2
Coding region: 1-2058 (685 amino acids)
Molecular function (GO): RNA helicase activity; ATP binding; nucleic acid binding
Source: RefSeq, a predicted model, not a curated record
AUGGAGUCGAGAAAACGUCUGGACAUGGAUUAUCUUUUUAAAGACGAAAACAAUAGUGAUGAUCCAGAAGCAAAAAAGGCUAAAAAUGAUACAGAUGACGAGGAAGAUCCACUAGAUGCAUUUAUGGCAGGAAUAACAGAACAAGCUGCAAAAGAUGUUAAAGAAUCUGAAGAAAAAUCGAAAAAUAUUUUAGAAAAUAAUGAAGUUAGUUGCAGUAGUAGUAGUAACUACCGAAUGGAUAUUGAAGAAGAAGAAGAUUCGGAAGAAGCAUAUUUUAAAUAUCUAAAAAAAUAUGAAAAUCAAAUAGAAAAAGAAGAUACUUUUUAUGAAUAUGAUGAAGAUGGUAACAUAAUUGCUACACAUAAAAAAGAAAUGGAACUUUUAGAGCCUGUUGAUCAUUCACAGAUUAAUUAUAAACCAUUUGUUUCAGAUAUAUAUAUAGAACAUGAAGAUAUAUCAAAACUUACUCCUAAUGAAAUAUAUGAGCUAAGGAAGGAGUAUAAAAUUCAAGUUUAUGGAAAAUAUACAAAAGCUCCAAUUGUGAGUUUUGGACAUUUAAGUCAAAACAAAAUUUUAUUGUCAAUGAUAAGUCACCAUAAUUUUGAAAAACCAACUCCGAUUCAAGCACAAGCAAUACCUUCUAUUUUGUCUGGAAGAAAUGUUUUGGGAAUUGCUCAAACAGGUACAGGAAAAACUUUGGCAUAUGUAUUACCAGCUAUAUUACAUGUUCUUAGUCAAGAUGAACGUACAAAUGAUAUAGGUCCAGUUGUAUUGAUUGUUGUACCUACUAGGGAACUGGCGCUUCAAGUUUUUACAGAAUGCCGUAAAUAUGGGCGACCAUUUGACAUAAAAACUGUUUGUGCAUAUGGAGGUGGAAAUAAAUAUGAGCAGACAAAAGAUUUAAAAGAAUAUUCUGAUAUUGUUGUAUGUACUCCUGGAAGGAUGAUUGAUCUUGUUAAAGAUGGAGCUACAAAUCUUCAAAAUGUUACUUUUCUUGUAUUUGAUGAAGCUGAUAGAAUGUUUGAAUGUGGUUUUGAAGCACAAGUUCAAACUAUAAGUGAUCAAAUUAGGCCUGAUCGUCAAUGUGUAAUGUUUAGUGCUACAUUUAAACAUAAAGUUGAAAAAUUAGCAUUGAAAGUUUUAUCUGAUCCAGUCAAAAUAGUUUGUGGUGAAUUUAAUGAAGUUAAUUCCGAUGUUUCACAACAUGUAAUUGUCUUACCAAAUACUGAUGAUGCUAAAUGGAACUGGCUUCAAAAAAAUAUCAUUAAGUUUCUUAGUUCUGGUAAAGUAAUUAUUUUUGUUACAAAAAAAGUAGAUUCAGUUACAAUAUAUGAAAAACUUAAAAAAGAAGGUAUCAAAGCUGUUUUACUUUAUGGUGAUCUGUCACAAUUUGAAAGAAAUGAAAAAAUACUGGCUUUUCGACAGGACAUUGAUUGCCUAGUUGCAACAGAUGUAGCCGCUAGAGGAUUAGAUAUACCUAAUGUAAAAACAGUUGUUAAUUAUGAUGUCCCUAGACAGUAUGAAUAUCUUGUGCAUAGAAUUGGUAGGACUGGGAGAGCUGGACAAAAAGGAGAUGCUUAUACUUUGAUGACUGAAAAUGACAAAAAUUUUGCCGUUGAAAUGGUUAAAAAUUUUGAACUUAAUGGUUAUGAAGUAAGUGAUGAUUUAAUGAAUUUGGCAUUAAAAGUUGAAAAAUUUUUCAAUGAAAGAGAAAAAUUUGUUAGUAGUGUUAAAGUUAAAGCAAAACUAAGACCUGGAAUAGGUUUUUCUAAAGAUAAUUCAGUAACAAAAAAAACUACAAACGAUGCCAGUUUAAGAAAAGAGAUCAAAGUUGCUUCUAGUGGAGCUAAGUAUGUUCCAGGGUUGACGAAACAGCAAGCUGUUAAAAGUGUUUAUCAAAAAACAUUUGGCAUGUCUUUUGUAAAGGCAUCCAAGCCAGAGGAACCUGAUGUUGGUCAAGAUUCUGUUGAAUCUGAUCCCCGGCCAGAAUGGAAAAAGAGACUAGAAGAAAGGGUUGCAAAUAUAAAAGCAGAAUUUGCUUCUAAAAAACAAUCUUGA